CACCGCCGGGCCGGGCCGAGCCGAGCCGGACGGGGCGGGACCGGGCGGCGGCGGCGGCGGCGCAGCGGCAGGAUGGCGGCGCCGGCGCCCUCGUCCUGCGACUGCUUCGUGGCGCUGCCGCCGGCCACCGCGGCGCCGGCCGUGGUCUUCGGCAAGAACGCGGACCGGCCGCGCGACGAGGUGCAGGAGGUCGCGUACUUCCCCGCCGCCCGCCACGGCCCCGGGGAGAAAGUCCAGUGCACCUACGUCGAGGUGGAGCAGGCGGAGCGGACCCACGCCGUGGUGCUGAGCCGCCCUGCCUGGCUGUGGGGCGCCGAGAUGGGCGCCAACGAGCACGGCGUCUGCGUGGGCAACGAGGGCGUGUGGACCCGCGAGCCCGUCGGCGAGGGGGAGGCCCUGCUGGGCAUGGACCUGGUGAGGCUGGCGCUGGAGCGGGGCGGCUCGGCCCGCGAGGCCGUGGAGGUGAUCGCGGCGUUGCUGGAGCGGCACGGCCAGGGCGGCAGCUGCAAGGAGGAGCCGGUGCCGUUCGUCUACCAUAACACCUUCCUUGUGGCCGACCGCACUGAGGCCUGGGUGCUGGAGACGGCUGGUCCGUACUGGGCAGCCCAGCGCAUCGGAGAGGGGAGCCGCAACAUCUCCAACCAGCUCAGCAUCGGCACGGACAUCACGGCCGAGCACGCGGGGCUGCGGCAGCGCGCCCGGAGCCAGGGCUGGUGGAGCGGGGCCGGGGAGUUCAGCUUCGCCGAGGUCUUCUCCCUGCCGGAGCAGCCCGCCCGCAUGGAGGCCGCCAAGGCCCGCUACCACGCCGGCAAGGAGCUGCUGCGGCAGCACGCAGGCCGUGUCACGGCGGAGACCCUCAUGGCCAUCCUCCGGGACAAGGCCAGCAGGAUCUGCGUGGACUCGGAGGGCUUCCGCACGGCGGGCAGCAUGGUGUCCGUGCUGCCCCGGGACCCUGCCGUGCCCUGCGUCCACUUCUUCACGGCCACCCCUGACCCCUCCAGAUCCGUGUUCAAACCCUUCAUCUUCGUGCCCGGCCUCAAGCCUGCGCCCCAGGUGAGAUCUCCCAGCUUUGCCGAUGACCCCGCCAAGAAGAUCCCGCGCUUCCAGAGCAGAGUCGAUCGGCGGCACGAGCUCUACCGCCGGCAUCAGGCAGCGCUGGAGCUGAUGGAGAGCGACCCGGAGCAGGGCCAGAAGCUCCAGCAGACGCUGCGGGAGCUGGAGAGGCAGGGCCUGGAGGCGGUGAACGCGCUGCUGGUGGGGACCGUGGCUCCGAGCCCGGAGGAGCUCGCCGAGCUCUUCUUCGACUGCGUGGACACCGAGAUGAAGUUUUACAAAUAAACUCCAUGCAGCUGGGAGCGUUGCAAGGAGAUGAGAAAGCGUUCCUCCCUCUGCCGUGUCCCGGUUCCUCACCUCCCGCUGCCCAUCUGCCGGCCACGGAACGGCACGGAGAGAAACGGCUCGGCCGGCGUCUCCCAGCCCUGCCCAGGGAUGCAGAGCCCCUGGCCCCGUCACUUGUCCUGUAAGAAUCAGCACUUUCGGGGUGGCUGUGACCCUCGAGCGCAGGUGCAGGAGGAAGGAGAGGGACCUGCCACGCGGAGGAGGAUGCGAUGUCCUCCCCCUGCCUGGCAUGUCUUCUCCCAGUGCUGUCCCAUGCUGUCCUCCCCUUCCCAGCCCUGCUGCAGAGGGCCCUGGCUGCGGGCUUGCUGCGAGUCCCUGGCACACAGACACACAAACCGAUGUAGGAAUAAAGAGGCUUUAAUUCCA
Dromaius novaehollandiae (emu) is the source of this 1764-nucleotide messenger RNA. RefSeq names its product secernin 2 (gene SCRN2). The coding region runs from base 73 to 1338 and encodes 421 amino acids. The transcript has 9 exons. Gene Ontology annotation, biological process: proteolysis. The record is from RefSeq and is a predicted model, not a curated record. Lineage: Eukaryota; Metazoa; Chordata; Aves; Casuariiformes; Dromaiidae. Gene Ontology annotation, molecular function: dipeptidase activity; cysteine-type exopeptidase activity.